Messenger RNA from Anneissia japonica, 4442 nucleotides. Its product is annotated as WD repeat-containing protein on Y chromosome-like. The record is from RefSeq and is a predicted model, not a curated record. Lineage: Eukaryota; Metazoa; Echinodermata; Crinoidea; Comatulida; Comatulidae. The transcript is spliced from 22 exons. The coding region runs from base 131 to 3985 and encodes 1284 amino acids. Gene Ontology annotation, molecular function: protein binding; calcium ion binding.
AACGAUGUAAAUACCAAGAGAAUACAUCCACUCAACGACGUGGGACAUUCCAUAAGCCUCUAAUUUUAUGUAUGUUAUAUGAUAUUUUGCAUGUUUUCGUUGUUAAUACCUUCUUUGUUAACUACAUGGAAUGAGGGGUACGCCAAGUACAGUCGUGGCCUCGGCGGCGGCGUGUAUUCCCCAUCCAGAGGCCUAUCAGCAGAAGAUGAGCUGGGGUAGCAUAAAGAAAGAGUUCGGGGUACCUCUUGAUACUGGACGUAAGAAACUAUCACGUGGUUCUGCUUCUCGUCAUGUACAGGGUUCCAAGGAGUCGAGUACGACGCGUGGUAAGAGUGCGGAACAGGGUAGGAAAUCGGCUAGACUGGAAGAUGAAAUGAACAACGAACACCUAAGAAAACUACAACAAAUUUUCGAGGAAGCUGAUGAAGACCAGGGAGGUGGCCUGGACAUCGAUGAGUUCCGGCAAGCAAUGCGCAAAAUAAUGGGCGAAGGAAUGGUUGAUGAUCACGAGUUAGCAAUCGUCUUUAUGAAAGUUGACGCAAACUGUGAUGGCACGGUUGACUGGGAUGAGUAUUUAUCGUACAUGCUAUUUGAAUACCAAGAGCGCGACUUGAUGAGCAAUCUUUUUAAAGAUAUUCCAUUCCCUAGACCAUUGAGAGAAAUCGCAAGCAAUCAUCGUGACACUAUUACGAAAGUAGCCUUUUAUCAGACGAUCAGUCACCGCCAUGGCGCCAUCAAAGAGGAAGAACACGGCGGACGCUACAUCUCAGUCAGCAAAGAGGGUGUCGUCAACUUCUGGACAACAGAAAUGCACCAUAUUCGCUCGGCAACGAUCGAACAGCCGCGAGAGAAGACCAAGCCCAUGUGGCUGACAGACUUGGUCUGUAUGUCGAAUAUUAACAUGAUUUCAAUUUCAUCGACGGAAAGAGACAUAAGUUUCUAUGAUGUAAACGCCAGCAAAUUCGAUAAAUGUUUCCAAGUAUCAGGUUUGGAGUAUCCGGCACUUGCUAUGGAUUAUUGGUUCGACAAGGCGGACAUGAACAAUGCUAUACUUACGUUCGGAGACUCUGGAGGUGGUGUAUCGGCCAUUAUUUUCACUGAAGCGCUGGGGUCAGCCUUGUUUGGUCAACAGAACGCCAAAUCAGUUGGAUCGCGCCGUGUACCGUUCCCUGAACUUCUGAGAGGAACCGUAAAAGGCGUAAAGGCCGUUCGAUUUUCCCCUCUGCAUGAUGACUGGGUCCGUAAAGUUAAGUAUUGUGACAACCUACACUCAUUCGUUUCGUGCGCCACGACAAACGACACUUCAUUAUACAUCGGAGACCUCGAAGGCAAGAAAAGUGGAUCGUUCUUUAAACUUAGAAAAGGUGUACUUUGCUUUGACUAUUGUAAGGACAACAAUAUCAUUGUAACGGGAGGAAUGGACCGCGCGGUACGUAUAUGGAAUCCGUAUGUGACCACGAAAGCCACUGGAAUGAUGAAAGGCCAUACAUCAGCCGUGAUCAACGUGGUCGUGAACGGACCACACUUCCAGAUUAUCAGCGUAGGAAAAGACAAGGGAAUCAAAGUUUGGGACAUGCGCGAUCAAACGUGUGUUCAAAAUAUCAAUCCGCGAAUCAUGAACCUCGGCCCCCACCUAAUCAACACUGUGUGCUUCCACGCUAAGACAGGAUCACUCAUUCUCGGGACAAAUCAGCUAGCAAUUCUGGAACACAAGUGGGAAGUCGAGGGCGAGGAAGACGAAGUCACAUCCCAUAACAAACCAGUCACCGAGGCGAUAUAUAAUAGUCUCUUCAACCAAGUCGUUAGCUCGUGCCACGAUUCAGUGGUUAGCGUAUGGGACAUCAUGACCGGACUGAAGACUAUCCAGUUCGCAAAUGCGCACAAGUACAUCGAAAAGGGUGUCGAAAAGUGCGCAGAAAUCACGGCUAUGACGUUUGAUCCAACUGGACGCCGAUUGGUGACUGGUGGCAGGAACGGAACAGUUAAGAUCUGGAAUUUUAAUAACGGCGCUUGCUUGCGAGAACUUGAAGUAUUUGACUCGUUUGAGGUGACUGGUAUAGUCGUUCCACGCCAAAGAAUCGUCACCGCAGGGUGGAACCGAAGAAUAACAACAUACAUUGAUUAUGACGAUGAUGACGAUUCCAGGCAAUGGGAAGUAAAACAUAAAGAGGAUAUCUUGUCUCUCGCUUAUUAUGAUCCAAGCAUCCUAGCAACGUCUUCUUACGACGGGGACAUCUAUAUUUGGUCGUUGGAAACAGCACAUGCGCUCUGCAAACUCAACGCCAACGAGAGCGCCAAUGCGCAGUCUGUGGGUCAUACAGCAACUUCCGCUUUAAUGGAUCGCCAAGAAUCGAAGCAAAGUUUUGCGAAGAAUGAGGGCAGCAUAACGAAACUUGACAAACAGUUAUCAAACAUGACAUUAUCACAAUAUAAAGAAGGGUACGGCUGUAACAAAUCAGAUGACGACGAUGACGGUCAGUCCCUACGUCUGAAGAGCACCCAGGAGUCGGCUACAGCAGACGAUUUGGACAGCUUAACGACUGCAAGACAAUACAGUGCUUCGUCUCUUCCCGCUAUAAAUACAAAGAGCAGAAAUAGCGUUAUCGAUCAAACUUACAGCACUGCCGACAGCACCUCCAGGCCAGAUAGCAGAGCAUUCGUUACAGACGAUGUAGACGACAGCAAUUCCGAUGGAUCGCUGGAAGAGGAAGGGCUUGCCCUUAAGAAUAUGGAGGGAAAAUCGGCAGAGUUUUAUAUUGACGCCGAUAACUACGACGAGUACAGCCGUAAACACGAGGCAUCAGUUGACAAGGUUCUGUUUUUACAAACCCGUCCAAAUGACAAGGACACCGCCACACUAAUGGCCAGUGGAGCCGAAGGCUGGGUUCGUGCUUGGUCAAUUCACCACAAAGGAGGGCUACUCGGGCAGUUUACUGCAUCACACAAACCAAAUGAAGCCGUUGUUGCUAUGACAACAGACAGUAAAAAUGAAUUCCUUAUUACAGGGGACACAUUAGGAUAUAUUAAGGUUUGGGAUAUAACGGAAUACUGCAUUAAACCAAGACUACGACGCAAAGCAUCGGCCGCCUACGACUCUAUGAUGCGACGAGGGAGAUUCCCUUAUACAAAGCAAAGUGCUACUAUGAAAGCCCUUACAAAGAAGCUAGACGAGAAAAUCCUAUCAGGCUUCAGACCUCCACCGUCGACUACGAACGCGGAGAAAACCCUUAAAUGGCCACCGAAGCUGAACUCAUUCCGGGCGCAUUUGGCCAGCAUCACCAGUAUAUCAUACGCAGAAGAUAAGGGCCUUCUUAUUUCUUGUAGCACGGACUGUUCCGUGCGACUUUGGACGAUAUGUGGAAGAUACAUAGGUACGUUUGGACAGGAAGGUGGCUGGCCAAAGUUGGUUGAGCCGAUUGAACCGGAGGAUAUGACUCGUCGAAUGCCACGAGAUGUCCAGCGUGUUGCGUCCGCCCUUACAUUAAAGGUUCUAAAUGGUGGUACUCGACCAAGAUGGCGGUUGGCGAAAAACAUUAUGAUGAUCAUCUCUCGAAAUCAAAAGGCAGACCAAAUUAAAUUCGACAGUUCAUUCGAUCCAGGGCAGCUAGAUGGUCAAGAGGAAGAGGAGUGCAAGAAAGCAGCACGCGGUAUCAGCUCGAUCCUUGGCAAAUCAUACAAACCAAAAACCCGUCACAAAAUCCCGCCAACACUUCCAGAUAUAAAGCACAAUCAAAGCCAGGUGGUUGUUUACUCAUCACUACCAUUUACUAACUUGGCUCCAAUCAAAGAAAUCACUAUGCCUGCUACUCUACAAGAGAUGCACCUUCGCCAGCAACAGUCUUCCGCCGACGCUGCUGAAAACAACACAAGCGGGGGGAAGGGGACCGGCAAACGGUACCGCAUACAGGAGUUCCUGAACAAACAACGCGCGGUUAAGGCGUUAUCGCGCGGUAAACACUCGGUACAUUUUGCAAGUAAAAAAUGAUUAGUUUAAUCACCUAAAUGCAAUUGUAUAAAUAUUAUUUUUUAUAUUUUAAUAUCAAAAGUGCAAUUCGUUUUUCGUUUAUUGGAUAUUCUUUUCCAGUAUUAUGUGCAAAUGAUUAACUAAAUUAAAUUGUGAGAAUAAUAAAGCUUAUGGUGAUGUAGAUAGCAUGAGUAUUUUCGUAUUUUAUGCAUCCUGUGUGUAAUCAGGGAACAGUGAAAUUAGUGUAAUUUCACUGUUCCCUGGUGUAAUGUAUGACAUCUCUUCCGUAUCAACUUGACCUAUGAUCCUCUUCUGUUAAUGGAACUCUCUAAUACUUUUAUUGAGUCCGAUUCCUGUGGAUAAUUAAAUUAUUAGAUAAAAUCAUGAUAAUACUAAUAAAAUACUAAUGAAAUUAACAUGAACAAUAACAAUAGGCCUAAUAGCUAUUAUGACAACAAUAACGGUAAUGGCAGGCCUA